Molecule: messenger RNA, 318 nt
Organism: Seminavis robusta
Lineage: Eukaryota; Bacillariophyta; Bacillariophyceae; Naviculales; Naviculaceae
Source: the annotation of a GenBank genome assembly
AUGAUAACGAAUGAAACCACAGAGGAACGCCCUCUUUUCCGAUGGGGAGAGACGAGUCGAGUGACUGUCGACGAAAAGGUGAAUCGGUACACACCCGUGCGCAACGAGCUCACGUCUUUGGUCGAAAGAACGAAUUUGUUUACGCUCGGUCGACCUCAUGCCGAAACAAGGCGAUCACCCCAAGCCACCACUAUACCAGGUACCGCGAAUCGAGGAACCACAAAGGAGGACGUUCGAAAGUCAACGAUUGAUUUAAGAGAACCUACUGAUUACAAGCACAGGUGGCUGGAAACCAAUUGCACACUUACGGUACAAUGA